Molecule: messenger RNA, 1484 nt
Organism: Gopherus evgoodei (Goodes thornscrub tortoise)
Lineage: Eukaryota; Metazoa; Chordata; Testudines; Testudinidae
Gene: SBSPON
Product: somatomedin B and thrombospondin type 1 domain containing
Exons: 5
Coding region: 415-1227 (270 amino acids)
Source: RefSeq, a predicted model, not a curated record
CCCACCCGCCCCGCAUUCCUCAGGGCAGGCCAGGGUGUUCUGCCCGCGCGGGCGGCAGGGAGACGCAGCGCGAGAUCAAGCCGGGGCGGCGGUGGGGAAGCUGCGGCUCAGUGACUAGCUCCCGGCUGGCGGCAUGUCCCCAGCGCCCCGUCCCCUGCCCCGCUCCCACGCGCGCUCCCUGCCCGUCGCCUGACCCGCCCGCGCGGGGCUUGGCGGAUCCCGACCCGGGGCUUGUCUCGGCGGAGCUUUUAGGGCCACGACUCAGUGCUGCCAGCCGGGCUGGGGGAGCCGAGCCGGGAUGCUGCAGCAGGCGGCCUAGAGGGGAGGCGAUCGCGGGGCCCGCAGCUCAGCCGGGCGAAGGAGCCGGAGCGUCUGAAUCUUCCCUCCGGACCCGUCGCUGCUGAGGGGGAAGCAAUGAGCGCCAGGGCCCCGGCAAGUGUCCUUUGGCUGGUGCUGCUGGCGCUGUGGAGACUCUGGCACCGGGCUGAAGCGGGCUGCUCUGAAGAGAGAAGAUGCUGCCCUGGCCGGGACCCAAGCUGUGCCAGCUCCGGCUGGAGGCUGGACAGAGUCUAUGGGACCUGUUUCUGUGAUGAAGCCUGCAAGCUCACUGGGGACUGCUGCUAUGAUUACUCGCAGGCGUGCCCAGCUCUUCCGUGCAUUGUUGGGGAGUGGAGUCACUGGAGUGGCUGUGCAGAGCAGUGUAAGCCUAAUUUGCGAAUGCGUAGGCGCUAUGUGAAGCAGGAACCUAAAAAUGGUGGGGAACCUUGCCCCCUGCUUGAAGAGAAGUCUGGCUGCCUGGAAUACCUGACUUACCAGGGGCAGGACUGCGGACAUGAACACGUUCCUGCUUUCAUAACUACCUCUGAAUACAGUAAGGAAAGAAAAAGACGAGCUGUCUCUCCACUGUGGUCUUCAGAUACAGAGGAAGCCGGAUAUUGUGUGGAAUUUAAAACUGAAUCACUCUCUCACCAUUGCACUGUGGAGACUCGGCCAUAUGCCCGGUGGAUGCAGUAUCUACGAGAAGGGUAUACUGUGUGUGUAGCUUGCCAACCUCCAGCUAUGAAUACUGGCAACCAUCGUUGUUCUGGAGAUGGCCUGGGUUCUGAUGGAAAUAAAGUUCUCCGUUGGCAAGCUGUUGGUAAUCCUCGGUGCCAAGGAACAUGGAAGAAAGUUCGCCAAGUAGAACAAUGUUCAUGUCCUAGUGUGCAUAGUUUUAUUUUUACAUAAAAGUUGGAAAGAGAACUUUGAAGAACAUCCAUGAACAUCUUUAAAUCAAUUUAACACUUUGUGAAGCCACAAGAACUCUAUUUUUCUGCUGUGCUUGCUUGCUGAACCUUAAAUCGAAUUUUUAAAAAAAAGACAAGACUUUCGAAGCCAUUCUGGUCCAGUGUAUAUGUUUGCCCUGUACCCAGAUAUUAAGAUGGAUCUUCUUACUGCUAAGCUACCUUUUUUUUUUUUUUCCUUUUUUGUAAUUAAAAAGAUUG